UAAAAUUUUACUGAAUUGUGGACCCAAAAACUGGAAGUGUUACACUUUAUGCAGAGCAAGCUCACAGUGAGACUAAGAUUCUGAAACUUCACGACCAUGAUUUUAUGCCAGUGAUGACUACAAGAAUGUAUGAGUCCUAAAUGAGUGGACAGUUCUCUGUUUUUCUGGAGAGAAGAACAAGAAAGGGGGGGGCACUAAUUGUAGAAGUUUUAAGAGAAGUAGUGCAUAAUAUGGAUCCCACAGAUCUUAUACCAGAGCGAAGAGCAAAGAGUUGGAAACGUGAGCACGAAGAGCGGUGUCGUAGGCAUCAAAAUAAUAAUGAUCUAAAGAAAUGUCGUGAUCCUGGAUAUGGACCAGAUCAGUCUGUACUUUUAGAAAUGAAGGACAAUUCAACAGAACUUUUGAAAGAUGCAGUUAGAGUGGAGGAGAUGGAAAUGUCUGCAAGUGACAAACUUUUGAAUGGCAGUGGUGGUGUUGAUGUUGAAAAUGAAGGUACUUCUGCCUUGAGGAUGACCAUUGAGAACUCUGCCAUUGAAUGUGAAAGCACUAACAAAGAAUCUGCAGAAAGUAAUGUAAUUAAUAAUUUGGGAGCUGUUGAGGGAAUGUUGUGCGAUGGCAGGAGUAGUGAAAUAGUCUCUUCCUUAUUACACACUGCAGAAGGUUCAGAUGUUGAAACUGAAAAUAAUUUGUGUAAGCAGAAUCUUGAAAAGGAGGGAAGAGAUGAUUUUCCUGCCACAGAUGGUUUUUGUGUGAAUUUAAUGGGGGAUUCCAAGAAACCUGGACAUAUUUAUGAGGGUUUGUCCUCAUGUGAAAAUAUGGAAGAAAAUGACAGAUCAUACGUGAUAAUGCAGCAGUUUGACAUUGAAAUGCCAGAAAUCACAUCUGAAGGGUACUCUAGAAUUUCAGGAGGAACUGAAUCGGGAUCUUCAAAAUUACAUAAAGUUAAGUCAGGUCCUCUGGAAGUUUCAGCAGAGUCAUCAGAGCUCACAAUGAUGAAAGGAACUGAACUGGUGCACUUGGAGGAGGCAUUGGCAAAGAGGGGAGAUAUCAUGGAUAUAUCACUUGAAAUUCCAGAAUGGGUUCCAGCAAGAGAAGCAAAUGUUAAACCAGAAACAUUAGAAGAUGCCACACCAAGAUACCCAGAUAUUAUGAAAGAUGCUGCAGUAGAAAGAGCAACACAAGGUCAGUCAGGAUUUAAAGAUGUAAUGCAUGAACUUUUGGGAAACAUCAGUACUGCCCAAGAAGAGUGUGUGGACACUGAGGAGUCUAACCAGAAAGCUGAUGUUUUGCUUGACACAGGAGAAGAGUUGGGGAAGUAUGGAGAGAGAGGUGAAUUAGCGGGUUUGGAUACGUUGGAACAAGCAGCAAUGUCAGGUAAUAGAAAUUUUGAAAUUGUAGAUUCUUUGGUUACUUCCCAAGAUGCAGAGCAUAGUAAUAAUUCUAGUUGUGACUUGGAGAACAGAAGUGGGGCACCAAAUGAUCACUCGAAAGACAGCUUAAAAACUGAUGACCAUAUAUGUAGUGUUCAUGCCGAAGAGUCCACCCUCAGCAGUUUUGAGACUCCAGGAAAUGUUGCAGAAAAAUUAAAGGAAGAAGAAACUUCUGGUGUCAAGCAAGGAAAGAAUUUGUUUGUAGAAUUAUGCCAUGAAGAAAAUUUUGCAAGACCUGUAGAAAUUGUUGACAAGACCGAACAUUCUGUGUGUGUGCUCGCUAGUGCCAAAUCAGUGUCACCUUUUCGAGAUGGACAACAAAAUGAUUCUGAAUUCUUGGAAGACUCUGGUACAUCUGGUGAGAAUAACAAAUUUGUAACUGACAGUUCCUUUGGAAAUGUGGCUGUGGAGUAUAAAGCCAGUGAUACGGACAAUGGAACAAUGAGAGACACAAGUGUAAGUAAUUUAGAAAAUUCAACAGCAGAAUUGAAUGAAGGAAACCCUGAGCAUUUAAUGGAUAAGCCAGCUUUAGAAAUUGUAGGUGACAUGUUUCAUGAAUACGUGCAGUUGGAAGGAUCAUCUGUAAACAGCAAAUAUUGUCUUGGAAUUGACGUUGUUCCAGAUCAAACUUUGCCAUCAGAAACUGCAUUUCUUCAGCCAUCUGCAAUGGCAAGUGAAGAUAAGAAAAUUCUAGACUUGUAUGUAUCUGAAGUAGAACAGAGACUUAAUCAGAAGCAAAUUCUUCGUCAGGAGAAUCAGGAUGUAGUCAAUCUACGCCCAGAUGACUCUCACUUCUCCAAAUUGGAUUCAAGCCUUAAGAAGAAUACAGCAUUUGUGAGGAAACUUAAAACAUUUACAUGCAAUCAACUUGACUCCUUGCUGAAGGAUAUGUCAACACUCAACUUAACAAAGUAUGUAAGUGAAGCUGCAGCAGCCAUAGUGGAGGCCAAACUGAAGAUGACAGAUGUUAUUGCUGCUGUGGAGCUGUGUAAUUCCCUGCAUCAUAUGUAUGCAGAAUUCUCUUCACAUCUUUUGGAGAACUGGCAUAGGUUCUUAACAGUUAAGAAAGAUGACCGUAUGAUAAAUCAGAGUAAACUGAGAGUCGAUUUACGAUUUUAUGCUGAAUUGAUAAAUGUAGGGAUAUUCACACACAAGGAGGGAUUGCCUCUCCUAGGAAAUGUACUCACAGUGCUGGUGAACAUGGACAGGGAAGAGCACAACAAUGUCAAUAUCAUUCUGAGUUUCUGUAGACACUGUGGUGAAGAUUAUGCAGGAUUGGUUCCAAGAAAAAUUAGAUUGCUGGCAGAGCAGUAUCAGGUAUCACUUCCCAGAAGCAAGCUGCUUACAAAGGAAAAGCAGCGCAAUGUUAAAGCUUUGCUGAAGGAAUAUUAUGGAUCAUUAGUAAAACAUGUUAUGAAGGAACACAGAGAUCUUCAGGCAUUUGAAAGGCAGAACAAGAAGAUAUUACAGACAAGAGGAGAACUGAGUGGAGAGAGGAAAGAAAAAUGGGAAAACCUGAAGUACUCAUAUGAGCGACUGCAUACUGGAAUGAUCACAUUUGCUGAAAUACUAGAUGAGGAUGUGCCUGAGCUCCCAGAGGAUGAUUAUUUGAAGGAUGAAGAUUUAAGACUGAUUGGUACCAGUGAUGGUGAAGAGACUGCCUUCACAUCAACAAUCUGGGAGGAUGAAGAAGAACAGCGAUUCUAUGAGUACCUGACAGAUAUGAAGGAAUUCCUACCAAGUAUCACUGUGCGACCACCUGAACCAGUUUCAGAGACAUAGAAGAAUUAGAAUGUGUGGCGAAUUCCAGUAACAAGAUAUUGAUGGAGUCAUUUCUGACUCACCUGCCACACUGUGUAAAUCGUGAAAUGAUUGACAGUUCAGCGGUAGAAUUUGUCAUGAACCUGAACACCAAGUAUAACAGGAAGAAACUUGUGAAAAUGUUGUUUAGUGUGCCUCGUACUCGUCUGGACCUUCUUCCAUUUUAUGCAAGAUUUGUUGCCACAUUGCAUCCUGUAGUACCUGAUGUCGCUGUGGAGCUUGGCCAGUUCCUCAAACAAGACUUCAAAUUCCAUGUCCGAAAGAAGGAUCAGAUUAAUAUUGAAUCCAAGAUAAAAGUCGUGAGAUUUAUUGGAGAGUUGGUGAAGUUCAGAAUGUACUCAAAGAUAGAGGCUUUAUAUUGCCUGAAACUGCUGCUCCAUGACUUCACACAUCAUCACAUUGAAAUGUGCUGCAGCCUUCUGGAAUCCUGUGGUCGGUUCUUGUUCAGAAAUGUAGACUCACAUCAACGAACUAAAGUGUAUUUGGAACAAAUGAUGAGGAAGAAGAGCGUUACAGCAUUAGAUUCUCGCUAUGUGACGAUGAUUGAAAAUGCAUUUUAUUAUGUGGACCCACCAGACACAGCACCAUUUGUGAGGAAAGAACGACCUCCAAUGCAUGAAUUUAUUCGUAAGAUAUUGUACCAAGAUUUAAUGAAGGCCAAUACGGAUAAAGUGUUGAGGCUGAUGCGGAAGUUGGACUGGGAGAAUCCAGAUCUAGCAGAAUAUGCGGUGAAAUGCCUCACUAUGGCUCAUAAUGUUAAAUAUUACAAUAUCCGCUGCUUGGCCAGUCUUUUGGCAGGUCUGGUAACUCAUCAGGAAACAGUUGGGACACAUGUAGUUGAUGGGGUGAUGGAGGAUAUCAGGUUGGGUAUGGAAGUGAACCUGCCUAAAUACAGCCAGCGCCGUGUGGCAAUGAUCAAGUAUUUGGGUGAACUCUAUAAUUAUCGCAUGGUGGAGAGCAGUGAUAUAUUCAAGAUUCUGUAUUCAUUGAUCUCGUUUGGUGUGUCACAAAACCCUUCAAGUCCCUCAUUUUUGGAUCCUCCUGAACACCUAUUCCGCAUCCGACUAGUGUGCGUUCUUUUGGAGACAUGUGGUCAGUAUUUCAACAAUGGAAUAAGCAAGUCAAAGCUGGAUUAUUUCUUCACUUACUUCCAGAGGUAUUUCUGGCUUAAAUAUGAAGAUAAAUAUUGGACUCCAGAAAAUCCAUUCCCAGUUGGAAUCCAUUACUUAUUCAAAGAUACUUUGACAAGUUUGCGGCCGAAGCUAUGCUUGUUUUCAAGUUUAGAGGAAGCAAAUCAAGCAGUUCAUCAAAUGCAGUUGGAAUUUGCACCGAUGCUAUCAGAUCGUAUGCCAGGGCUGUUUGGUGGAGGGGGUGGAGAUGAUACAGACAACAUACUCCCUACUCUGGGGUCUGAUCUCGGGACCAUCGUGGAGGCAGCAAGUGAGGGAGAUGAUGAUGCAUGUACUGAGUCAGAAGUUGCGGAUGCCACAGAUGCAGAAACGGAGACAGAGGAAUCUCUGUCGCACGAUGGUCGGCCUAUGAAGAAAUCUGCAAAAUGUGGUGGAGGGGAGGAUGGUGAAGGUGGAGAGGAAGAAGAAGAAGAUCAGGAAUUCUGUGAAGCUCUUUCUGAGUUUGAAGAUGGCGAGGGAGAGGGAGAGUGGGGUGGCACAAGCUCUUCACCACUACAGAGGAGCCAGGGAGAUGAAGCAUCUAUGGUAGCAGCCUUACCACAAGGGCCUACUCAUGUUGAAUGCCCAGAAGAUGAAGACUUCCUCUCUGCAUUUGAUAGGAUGGUAUCAGAUAACAUUCAAGACCGCAUGCGGGAGACAGUGAAGCCACAACAAGUUGACAUAUCUGUUCCAUUGCACAUCAAAAGCAGUGCUAAGAAGACCUACGAACAAUUGCAAGAAACAAGGAUAGAAGAGAAAUGUACAAUGAACUUUGUGUUGAUGAUAAGGAAAGGUCACAAACAACAGUACAAGAGUUUGGCUGUACCUAUUAAUUCUGAGUUGGCUCUCAAUUUAAAAAAUCGUGAAGAAGCUGAACGAGCUGAAAAGGAGCGAGUGAAACGCCUCACAUUGGAUAUCAAUGAAAGACUGGAAGAAGAAGAUUAUCAAGAAAUGCUUGCUCAGGCUCAAAGGCCAGUGGUCAUGAAUCUGAACAGGGAGAGGAAACACAAGUAUCAGCAUCCAAAAGGUGCCCCCGAUGCAGACCUCAUAUUUGGACCAAAGAAAGUUAGGUGAUGGGAAGGCUGCAGAGUGUAACAUUUCAAUUCUUAUAGGUUGAAAUCUAUUACAAGUGGUAAGAUGUGAUGAGAAGGUACUGUUAACUUUUACAUCAUGUUAACUGUUACACCAGGAGCCGUUGACUUGAGUAUUUGUUAGUGUGGUUAAGUGUUUGGGGUACUGUUUUGCAGUUGACCAUCAUAUGGUCAUGUUUAUAGUGGUUUAUUGAAGGAUAUGUGACCCAAGUUUUGGAAACAGAUUAUUUAUUUCUUUAGAGGUUUAUAUUUCAGUUCUUUAAUAUCUUGGCAGAACUGUGAAGAAAUCAAAUGCAGUGACACUGAACGUAAGACUUGUGGAAAUAAUUGAUGCCAUCAUAUUUAAUAAAACUGGCUAAUAACAAAGUAAUUUUAGAGAUUGUUUUCCUUGUUUCUGAACAAAAUCCAAAAGUGAAUUUUCAAAAAUAUUCAUCUAAGCCUGAAUAUUACAGGUUUUGUUAUGGUUCGUUAAUUUGCCAAGGUUGUUUUGGUUUGAGUAAAGUUGAUAUAUUUUAAAAUAAAGACAAAUGGGAGGGCAGAUGGAAACUGUAAGAUGUCUUAACAGCUUAUGGUUGUGGAUAGCAUGCAAGUCAAACAGUGAGCAGAAUUUUAUGAAGAAUGCAUUUCCUUUCAUUUAUUGUUUGAGGUAUCACAUUUUCUUAAUGUUAAUUUUAACUGUUAACACAAAAAUACAGACAGACUGUGUUAGUCAA
This is a messenger RNA of Cryptotermes secundus, 6224 nucleotides long. RefSeq names its product regulator of nonsense transcripts 2 (gene Upf2). Gene Ontology annotation, biological process: nuclear-transcribed mRNA catabolic process, nonsense-mediated decay. The record is from RefSeq and is a predicted model, not a curated record. NCBI's taxonomy places the organism in Eukaryota, Metazoa, Arthropoda, Insecta, Blattodea, Kalotermitidae. Gene Ontology annotation, molecular function: RNA binding; protein binding. Gene Ontology annotation, cellular component: exon-exon junction complex; cytoplasm.